Messenger RNA from Gasterosteus aculeatus aculeatus (three-spined stickleback), 2465 nucleotides. It is a transcript of the gene pi4k2a, whose product is annotated as phosphatidylinositol 4-kinase type 2 alpha. Gene Ontology annotation, biological process: phosphatidylinositol phosphate biosynthetic process; endosome organization; Golgi organization. Gene Ontology annotation, molecular function: 1-phosphatidylinositol 4-kinase activity. The record is from RefSeq and is a predicted model, not a curated record. NCBI's taxonomy places the organism in Eukaryota, Metazoa, Chordata, Actinopteri, Perciformes, Gasterosteidae. Gene Ontology annotation, cellular component: lysosomal membrane; plasma membrane; trans-Golgi network.
CAAUCAACGCCAGCGACAAGGGAGCCCACCGGAAACUGUGAACGUUGAUUGGUUAAAGAUCAAAACAUUAAGCGAGCCCGCCUUCACCCGGAAGCUGACAGUCACCUGACUUUCCCUUUUCUCCUUUUUUUUUAAUCUCUUGUGGUUUCGUUAGCCAGCUCGGUGUUAGCCACAAACUGCCCGCUUCCAUUACCUCCCCCGGUCCGCCCGGCCGUCUCUUCCCUAUUGAGUUAAAACAACUCCUCGCCCAUCUCCGAAGUCAUGGACGAGACGAGUCCGCUCGUCUCUCCGCUCAGGGACUCCGGGGACUUCAGCUACUGUCCCACGGAGCCCAUCAGCCCCCGGGGCUCGUUCGGAAGCACCCCGGGCUCGGUGGUGCGCAUCCCGGCGGGCAGUCCGGGGCGCAGCCGCGAGCGGCAGCCGCUGCUGGACCGCGGGAGCUCGCCGCGGGAGCCGCACAGGAACGAGUUCCCGGAGGACCCCGAGUUUAGAGAGAUCAUCCGAAAGGCCGAGCGAGCCAUAGAGGAGGGCAUCUACCCGGAGAGGAUCUACCAAGGCUCCAGUGGAAGCUACUUCGUCAAAGACUCGCAGGGGAAAAUCAUCGGAGUGUUCAAACCGAAGAACGAAGAGCCCUACGGCCAGCUGAACCCCAAGUGGACUAAGUGGCUCCAGAAACUGUGCUGCCCCUGCUGUUUUGGCCGCGACUGUUUGGUGCUGAACCAGGGUUACCUCUCGGAGGCCGGGGCCAGCCUGGUCGACCAGAAGCUGGAGCUCAACAUUGUUCCCAGGACCAAAGUGGUGUAUCUGGCUAGUGAAACAUUCAACUACAGCGCCAUAGACCGGGUGAAGUCUCGAGGAAAGAGGCUAGCACUGGAGAAGGUGCCUAAAGUGGGCCAGCGUUUCCACCGGAUUGGACUGCCACCGAAGGUUGGCUCCUUCCAGAUCUUCGUUGACGGAUACAAGGACGCAGACUUCUGGCUGCGGAAGUUUGAAGCGGAGCCUCUGCCCGAAAACACCAACCGUCAGCUCCAGCUGCAGUUUGAGAGGCUCGUAGUCCUCGAUUACAUCAUCAGGAACACAGACAGGGGGAACGACAACUGGUUGCUGAAGUACGACUGUCCUAUGGACCCCGGGAAUAGAGACACAGACUGGGUGGUAGUGAAGGAUCCCAUCAUCAAGCUGGCAGCCAUAGACAACGGCCUCGCCUUCCCCCUCAAACACCCUGACUCCUGGAGAGCCUACCCAUUCUACUGGGCGUGGCUUUCCCAAGCCAAAGUUCCUUUCUCCCAGGAAAUUAGAGAGCUCGUCCUGCCCAAACUCUCUGACCCAAAUUUCAUCAAAGACCUGGAAGAGGAUUUGUACGAAUUAUUCAAGAAAGACCCUGGUUUCGACCGAGGACAGUUUCAUAAACAAGUUGCUGUGAUGAGGGGGCAGAUCCUGAACCUGUGCCAAGCCCUGAAGGACGGUAAAACACCGCUGCAGUUGGUCCAGAUGCCGCCAGUAAUCGUUGAAACAGCCAGAGCACCUCAGAGAGCCAACAGUGAGUCCUACACACAGAGUUUCCAGAGCAGAAGACCCUUCUUCACCUGGUGGUAGGAGCUGUGCCGUGAAGAGGAGGGACAGCAGGAAGCCAGAGUGGGGAAAGGAGCGCGGAUGGAAGACUGAGAGCGCAGGUUUAUGUCCUGGAAAUGGAAGUAAUACCUCCCUCCCCUCCGCUCCUCGUGAAUAUUAUGGUUACAGAGGGUGAGUGGGUGGAGAGAUAAAGCCAAAAGUGGAAGACGUUUUGCAACAUAUCUUUCCUGUCUGCUCCUGUGCCUUGCAUGGAUGUCAAUGAAGAGUUAACGCUGAAGUGAUGAGGACUCUGUACCUUCCUGCAAGAGAGAAUUUCAGUGAGGUGUCAGACUCUUCUUUUGGACUCCGGGGGUGCACAUCCACACCAGUCAAAAGGUGUUGCAUUCCGUGUUUAAUUUGUCUUUCAAACCUCUCUGCCUUGUAAUCUUCCCCUGCAUUUUUGCUCCCACGCAGUUAUACCCUGGGCUGGUGAAAACAGCGGUGCCACUCAGGGAAAAUCUACUUUUAAUUUUGUUUUUUAACAAAAGGGAGAAGUGUUUGUUUGGAUUAAAGAUUUAGGAACUGGGCUCUUAGUGGUGUUUAUGUCUUAACACGGUGAACACAAGCCAUGUGAACUGGUUUCACAAUUAGUCACUGAGCCACCGAACUGUUUCACUUAUGAUCCAAGGAGGAUGGUGUGGUUGGAAAACAGGCACUUCUGGUGAAAGACACAUGUUUGUUAAGCGGAGAGAAAUAUGAUUGAAUUGCCUAAUUUUUGCUUCUUCUGGUGGGUCGGAUCUAAGGUAACUAGUAGCUUCCUGCUGUACUGAACUGACAUGUUUUGUGACAAUGCACUGUAUAAUUUGUAUGUAAUAUUUAAUGAUAGAUUAUAAUUAAACCAUAUUCCAUUAAUA